UAGGAGUCACUGCGAGGACUUCAACCACCUCGGUCAGGCGGCGUGUAAGGUAGUAUAUGGCGUUGGCUGGUUCCUGCGGUCCAGCUCAGUUGAAAGAUGGGCUUGGGAAGUAGAAACAUUCAGUUAGAAAGUAGUUCUAAUGCCCCGGCGCCGAUUCGGCGAAAGACAUCAACAUGUCUGCGGUAAAACUUUCGCCGUGUCGGUUUUAUAGUAAUAAUAUUCGCAAUCUGAAUGUAUUUCAACAGGAUAUCUUUUGUGAAGGUAUUUAAGGACUCUAAACAUGGAAGGAAAUCGAACGUCUGAUCCAACUAUGCAUUCAGUUAAAAAAUCUCGACAACUCUAAAUAUGGCAUCCAGCAGUGCUCGAGUUACUUGAUAGCUGAACUUCAUCUUAUAAACAGAAUAAAAGUAGGCAGGCACAACCAUGGCGUGCCCAAAACCGACGAUGGAAUUUUAUUUUAAUGAGAGUCGAGGUGUGGAAUCCACAACUGAUACAAGUGACACUUUCUCAGUGUCAUCCACUUCGAAAGCUCAUUUGGACCUCAGAGGUUCUCUGUACAAACCUAAAUUGGAUCCUCUGUCACCCUAUGGAGGACUCGCUGGUCGAGCAUCUCCUGGCCAUGACUUAGGAUACCAUACACUCUUGACAAGGGACAGUGUGACACCCACACCUACUCAUACUCCAACUGCAUCUCGUAGGACGUUUGACAUGCUCAGUUGUUCAUCUUCGUCGUUCAGAUGGAGUGAUGUUCCUUCCUCUAUGUGCAACACGUCACCAUAUCCGAGAUCUUCCGAUAUGAUGACUCCCCCACCUCGCAAUCAAACAGUUUCUUCCGUUGCAUCUUCAAACUCUAAUUCAAGGUCGUCUGGCCUGAAUGGUUCCUCUUCUCAUCUGGUAACUCCUAAUCCUCUCAUAACAACCUUCAAAGGCAAAAAAUCACACAAAACCUCACUUUUUGAUCGCUUGCCAGACGAAUUGAUCUUGAGGAUCUUUUCAUUUUUGUCCAGCAACCAACUCUGUGUGUGUGCUCGAGUUUGUAGACGAUGGUAUUUUUUAGCAUGGGAACCUCAACUGUGGACUACAGUAUGUCUCAGUAGUGAAAAAAUCAAUGUUGACAAAGGACUGAAAACUUUGUUUCGCCUUUUGUGCAGAGACUCACCGACGGUGUGUUUAGCAGUUGAAAGAAUUUCUCUCAGUGGUUGUUGUAAACUGACAGACAAAGGAUUGUUUACUAUUGCUAGAAAAUGUCCUGAGCUCAAAACAAUGGAGAUAAAAGGUUGCUCUCUAGUGACUAAUGCAGGAAUAGCAGAAGUGAUGGCAAGAUGCGUCAGUGUUGCAAGGCUUGAUCUAACAGGUUGUCAACAAGUGACGACAAUACAACCCAGAUCUCUAUCAAAUGAUAGAUCGGACUCAGUGUUAGAUCAUCCUAGUAACAGUGCUUUGCAUGUGCCUCCACAGAUUGUCCAUCACCAUCAGCUGUUCCUCCAGUACCUCGACCUCACAGACUGCUAUUGUUUAGAAGAUUUGGGUCUCAUAACCAUUCUUCGAAAUUCGCCGCAGUUGUCUCAUCUGUAUCUUCGUCGAUGUGUACAAAUAACUGAUGGUGGUGUAAAAGCCAUUGCUAGUUAUUGUGCGAUGCUUAAAGAACUCAGCAUUAGCGAUUGCAUUCUAGUGACUGAUUUCGGAAUAUAUGAGCUUGCCAAACUCGGCUCCAAUCUCAGGUACCUAAGUGUUGCAAAGUGUGACCAAAUCUCUGAUGCUGGCAUUAAACAAAUUGCACGUCAUUGUUAUAGGUUGCGGUAUCUUAACGUCAGAGGAUGUGAAGCUGUAUCUGACCAUAGUAUGGAACUUUUGGCAAGAAGUUGUUCUAGGUUACGGGCACUUGAUAUUGGUAAAUGUGAUGUUACGGAUGCUGGUCUUCGCGUCCUUUCUGAACAUUGUCCAAAUUUAAAGAAAUUAAGUGUGAAGUCUUGUGAUUUGAUAACAGACCAAGGAAUACAGUCCAUUGCGUUUUACUGCAGAGGUCUACAGCAAUUAAACAUUCAGGAUUGCAAUAUUUCAGUUGAUGGUUAUCGGACUGUGAAGAAAUUUUGUAAAAGAUGCAUUAUUGAGCAUACUAACCCUGGAUUUUGUUAAAAUCCUACACUAUAACCAUAAGUUUUUAACUGCGAUGCUCAGGGAAAGAUGUUAAGAAAUCUGCAGCAUUUACUCGUCAGUCGUUUUGAGUCAGCAUAAUAAAAUACAAUUAUUUUCCCUUUUUUACCGGAAUUAUAAUGCCUAAUAUCUGAUGGAGACAAAUUUUAAGAAUAUAACAUUUUCAACUAUCUUUAAUAAAUUUCAAGUAUUAUAAAAAUGGCUGAUGCAUUUCCUCCAGUAAAAUAAGUGCCUUAGAAAAAUAGAUUGAACCAGGUUAUUUGUGCACAGAAAAGAAAUUAAUCAGUUAUUUAAAUACUGUAAGCUCGUAAGAAAUUUUUCAUUGCAAAUAUAUAAAAGAAAAGAAUGACGGAAGAGCUCAUAAAUUUGUUUGAUUUAUAUCAUUAAAAUUUCUGAUGAUCUUUUGUAUGAGCAUAUGUUAUUCAGAAAACAUUGAGAUGAAUAAUACAUUGAGAGAAAAAAAUACCUUUUGCCUUUGUAAAAAAAAUCUUUUUUUUUUUUUUUUUUUCAAAUAUGAUUUUCUGAUUUUUGAUAUUUUUACAGAAAUGUAAUUCUUAUAUCUUUGUCAUAAGAAUUAAAGCAUGUAAUUACAAAUGCUUCUAUUACAAAAAGUAUUUAACGCCGUUUUGAACAACAGUACAUAUCACUAAAUAUUAAUAAAGUAAAACUGCUUUCCAUUUAUUGGGAAUAUUAUUUAUAAAAGAUAUUACUUUUUAAAUACUUGUAAUUUAAUUAAUAAUACAUCAAGAAUAAUUGGAUAAUCAUUAUACAGCCCCUGUUAUAAUGCUUAAUUUUUACGUAUCAAUUAUCAUUCAUUAUUUUCAAUUACAAGUAUGGAAAGAAUAACAUAUUUAUCUCUCACUCUCCCAUAAUUUUGAAAUAUAAGCUAAAAUUCUAGAACCUAGUCUUUAACUAGAGGGCUUGUUUUGUUUCAAAAAGUGCUAAAUUGUACAUUGCUAGUGCUUUGUAAAAUGUGAAGGAUAUUAAAUAUUAUUCCUUUAUGUUUUGUUCCCUAAAGGACUUUGCAAUUGUUGUACUGCACCACUUAUAUCAGCUGUCCUUGUUGUAAAUUAGAGAGAAUUUAUAUAUAAGUGUACAUAUAAAGGAAUUUAUACAGAAUUUUUUGUACACAGUUAAUUUUAUUAUUGUACAUAGUUUUAUAUUGUAAGUAUUGUAGAAUUGUAUUUUGUUCCACUAAAAUCUAUUUAAAAAAUUU
Messenger RNA from Argiope bruennichi, 3370 nucleotides. RefSeq names its product F-box/LRR-repeat protein 7-like. Gene Ontology annotation, molecular function: protein binding. Gene Ontology annotation, biological process: SCF-dependent proteasomal ubiquitin-dependent protein catabolic process. Lineage: Eukaryota; Metazoa; Arthropoda; Arachnida; Araneae; Araneidae. The record is from RefSeq and is a predicted model, not a curated record. The coding region runs from base 424 to 2136 and encodes 570 amino acids. The transcript has 5 exons. Gene Ontology annotation, cellular component: SCF ubiquitin ligase complex.